UACUAAAAAGAUAAAUAUAAACAAUGGAGAAGACUCGGAAGGUUUCCUAUAAAAGAGCUGAAUGUUAUCGUAAGUGAGUUCAGUUUGCUACGGCUUUUAACAGUUAAAGUAGUUUGCAAGUUAAAAAGUUAUUACCUCGUGCCAUCUGCGAAUUCUUUCGGCUACCUACGGACAUAAUAAAAAGGAGAAAAAGCAACUGAAAAUUCGAAUAAAAAAAGGUUGCCCCGUAAAAGUCGUCAGCUUUUUGACUUUUUUACCUAAACAAGCCGGGUGCGCGCUUAUUUGAAUAAUUCGGUACCAGUCGACGUGCUUCGGAAAGCUUUCGGGAAAAGUGAAUUCUUGACUUGCAACGCUGCCGAUGUGAAUUGGUUUUGAUAGAGUGCAAUUUAACGAGAUUUCUGAAAUUUUGAGUCGUGGGCAACGUAGCAGCUGCAUUCCGAUCAUCUCCGAACCGAAGAAACCGCAAGAAAACAAAAGGAGACGGCAAAAGCGCACUCGGGCACUUCGAAAGCGCCGAUGAACUUUUUGGACCGUGCGGUCGUACUCCGAGAAAAGCGGUCUUUCGCGGCGGUCGUGGUGACGAUGUUUUCGUUUCAAUUUUACGGGUUUCUCUUAGUUUCCGUCGUUUUUCUAAAUGGAAACUCGGCGGCCGAACCAUUUUUGAGGACAUGCGAACCGAUACGCGUAGAACUGUGCCGGGGUUUGGGGUAUAACAUGACCAGAAUGCCGAACUUGGGGGGUAAUGAUGUACAACAAGAGGCGGACUAUAAUUUGAAAUCGUACUCACCUCUGAUACAAUACGGGUGUAGUCAACAUUUGAAAUUGUUUUUGUGUUCUGUGUACGUGCCCAUGUGUACCGAGAAAGUCGCGAAUCCGAUUGGACCUUGCAGGGGGUUGUGUGAAAAUGUUCGAAGAAGGUGUUAUCCUGUACUACAGGGUUUCGGUUUUCCAUGGCCUGAAGCUCUAAACUGCUCUCGUUUUCCUGUUGAAAACAACCAGGAUCACAUGUGCAUGGAAGGUCCCAAAGAAAAAGUCGAUAUCAGCGCCCCAGUAGACCCAGCAGUAAGAAAAUAUGAGUGUUCACCUCACAGCAUUAGAAACGGAGUUCCUGGUUGUGCCCCUACCAACUGCGAUAAUAACCGAAUGUUCGAUGAGGGAGAAAAGAGGACGGCUGAAGUAUGGAUCACGGCUUGGGCGUUUGCUUGUAUGGCUGCAAGUCUAGGGUCAGUUGUGACCUCAGCUCUAGGUGGUGGUAGAGUCAGGGCUCCACCCCUUCUAGGUCUAUCUCUAUGCUCCUUUUUAGUCGGAGUUGGAUGGGCCUUACGUUCAUUUGCCGGACCUACAGGAACGUCCUGCUGGAUGCCAGACCCCAGCGACUUGAAAUCGGUUGACGGAUUGCCAAAUGCAAUUUGUGCUUCUGUGUUUUUGUUGCUGUAUUAUUUUGGAAUGGCCGCCAACGCUUGGUGGGUAUGCCUCUGCGCAUGGUGGUUAGCCAGUGCCAGACUUUCCUGGACACCUGAGAGAAUGGGCAGCCUUACAACAGCUCUACACGUUACCGCUUGGAGUUUUCCUGCAAUUCAAACUGUUGCUGCUUUGGUACGCAGUGAUGUAGAUUCCGACGAAUUGACAGGCACCUGUUUCAUUGGCAACAAAAACCUCCAAACUCUCAGGAACUUGGUGCUGAUACCCUAUCUCAUAUAUUUCUGCGUGGGAGUUUUUAUUUUGGCCUUGGGGUGGGUUCCGGGCUUAAGAAGAACUAAACUGGCACCGGUUUUGAACCCAGCAGCUGCACCCCUAACCCAGGGACCACCACGGAAGGAAAAAAACUUUUUGGGAUACAUAUCUGCCUUGUAUGGUCUCAUGAUAUUUCUGGUGAUGGUCAGUUAUUUUGUGGAAUAUAUCAACAGGGAAAAAUGGCUGGCAGGUGACGAAAAACCCUCUCUAUGGUUCUUCCUUCUUUUACGUCAUCUUAUGUCAUUCUUAAUGGGAAUCAGUACACUUUUAUGGAUCUGCUGCAGAAAAUCUGCCCAAGUAUGGAAAACGACUUUGAGACGUCUAGGACCCAGAUCACAAUUGAGCAAAAACAAUCCAGUAUUAAAAUACCCACCUACUCAUCAUUCCGGUCUUAUAGUACCUGGCACCAUUUACACCAGCUCUAGGCAGAGUAGUCGAGCUCACGCUCACCGAAAAACUCCCAGAUCUCACCAUAUGAGAAGCGGAAGCGAAACUAUUAUAUAAAUAAAACUUCAAUUUGUUCUUAAUAGGCGAUGCGAGAUAUUGUGACUUACAUUAACUGUAUCGUAUCCAUUUCUAAAAAAAAAACAAUAAUUUGAAAUUCGUCAAACUUUUUCGUUCUAGAAUCAGAAGUCAUUCUACAAAUAAAACAGAAAAUUUGAUUUUUCCCAUAUUGCCUUAUGUAAAUAGUCUGUGAUGUACAUUUUAUACAAAGUAUUUAUUUUAAAAGCGUAGAUACUUAAAUGUGUCGCUUGAUUAUGUUGUUUAUGUAGCUUCUUAAGGUAGGUAUAUUAUAGUGUGUACUUAAUAAUACUAUAGGAGAGGAUCUUAUAGACUUUCUCAACAAUAUUAUGGAUGUAGUUAAACUUUUACCCUAAGAAAUUAGGUUCAUUACUCCCAUGUUCAUUGGUACAAUAUGCUCAAAUAAUAUUCAGGCAUAAAAGUUUUUAAUGUCCAUUCAAUUUACCUCAUUUUUUUUAAGCUUAUUAUAAUGAAAAAUAUAAAGUGAACAUUUGAAAAAUCUGCACAUUUACAUGUUCCUACUCAAAUCAAUAAAGUUCUACAGCAGUGCGUUUUAAUUUUAAGAGAUCUUUGGUUGUAAGUUUAGAAUAUACGUAAAUUAGCGACAUUAUCGGUAAGUUUUAAAGUUUCUCAUUAACAAAAAAAUGGUGUAAACUCUUAAAAUAUAAAUCGGCUAUAAAUGUUUGUAAAUAA
Messenger RNA from Anthonomus grandis grandis, 2949 nucleotides. RefSeq names its product frizzled-2-like. Gene Ontology annotation, molecular function: Wnt-protein binding; Wnt receptor activity. The coding region runs from base 517 to 2238 and encodes 573 amino acids. The transcript has 8 exons. The record is from RefSeq and is a predicted model, not a curated record. Lineage: Eukaryota; Metazoa; Arthropoda; Insecta; Coleoptera; Curculionidae. Gene Ontology annotation, biological process: canonical Wnt signaling pathway; non-canonical Wnt signaling pathway. Gene Ontology annotation, cellular component: plasma membrane.